This is a messenger RNA of Cucumis melo (muskmelon), 2550 nucleotides long. RefSeq names its product protein ALTERED PHOSPHATE STARVATION RESPONSE 1. The transcript is spliced from 4 exons. Lineage: Eukaryota; Viridiplantae; Streptophyta; Magnoliopsida; Cucurbitales; Cucurbitaceae. The record is from RefSeq and is a predicted model, not a curated record. The coding region runs from base 186 to 2399 and encodes 737 amino acids.
GUGAAAAACAGGCGGUGUUGUUGUAACGUUCGAGCACGGGUUCUCCCAGGAAUGAGCACAGCAAUUCUCCCAAAAAUCACUUCACCAAAACAAUUUCCUUUUCAAUUCUCUUCCCAAACCCAAAUCCCUUUUUCACUUCUUAAUAUUAAUACAACAAAUCUCUCUUGUUUUCGCCGCCGAUCACCAUGGGUUGUUCGCAGUCCAAGAUCGAGAAUGAAGAAGCCAUCGCCCGUUGUAAAGAACGGAAGAUUCAUAUGAAGGAUGCUGUCACAGCUCGGAAUGCUUUCGCCGCCGCUCACUCUGCUUAUUCUAUGUCCCUCAAAAACACUGGUGCUGCUUUGAGCGAUUAUGCUCAUGGUGAGGUUCAAAAUCCCCAAUUUGUUUCUGUAUCUACUCAAUCCAAUCCUGGCGUUACUUCCUCUGCUGCCGCCCCCGUCACCGCCCCUUUUGAAUCCUUUCCUCCGCCUCCUCCCCCGUUGCCUCCUUCUAAUUUUUCUACUCCUCUUCAAAGGGCUGCCACCAUGCCUCAAAUGAAUGUGUACAAUCCCGAUCUCAAACCUGGGUCGCCUAUUAUGGAGGAGGAGGAGGAAGAGAUUGAUAACGAAGGCUCUGUUGGUGCGUUGAGGAGGAGUAGGAAUAAAAGUAAAGGGGAUGAAGGUAGUAGCCGAAUUAGAAAUUCGGAGCUUAAUGAAGAUUUGACCGGCGCGUCGCCGCCAGUGCGGCCGCCACCGUCUGAGAACCGGCAUAUUCCACCGCCACCGCAACAAAAUUCGACAUAUGAUUAUUUCUUCUCUGUUGAUAACAUACCCGUUUCGACUUUGAGUGAAGUCGAGGAGGUACAGAUUAACAAAGAGGAGAUUGAGCGCAAGUCGUUUGAUAAAAAGUCUAAGGGAGUGGAGAACGAUGUUAUUGAGGAGCGGCGAAUAAGUGGAAAGGCUGAAAAAGUGGAGGCAGUGUUGGAGGAGAGAGUGGAGCCGCCUCCAGCGCCGCCAGAAGUGGCGGAACCUGCGGUGGUGGCAAAGAGCUCAAAGAAGAUGAAACAGGCAGCAUCUAUGGGGUCCAUAGAGGGCAAGAGGAUGGUUAAGGCUAAUUUUAAUCUAUUGCAGAUAUUUAUAGAUAUCGAUGAUCAUUUUCUCAAAGCUUCAGAAAGUGCCCAUGAAGUGUCAAAGAUGCUUGAGGCGACCAGAUUACACUAUCAUUCCAACUUUGCCGAUAAUCGAGGUCACAUCGACCACUCUGCCAGAGUGAUGCGUGUUAUUACAUGGAACCGAUCAUUUAGGGGAUUGGCUAAUAUGGAUGAUGGAAAAGAUGAUUUCUAUGCAGAAGAGCAAGAAACUCAUGCCACCGUAUUAGAUAAACUAUUGGCGUGGGAAAAGAAGCUGUACGAUGAAGUGAAGGCAGGUGAACUUAUGAAAUUUGAGUACCAAAAGAAGGUUGCUACAUUGAAUAGGCUGAAGAAACGAGAUUCUAAUGCAGAAGCAUUGGAGAAAGCAAAAGCAGCAGUAAGUCAUCUGCACACUAGAUAUAUUGUUGACAUGCAAUCCUUGGAUUCAACUGUCUCAGAGAUUAGUCGUCUACGAGACGAACAGUUAUACCCAAAACUUGUUCAGCUUGUUAAUGGGAUGGCAAUGAUGUGGGAUACAAUGAGAGCCCACCAUGAAGCACAAUUGAAGAUUGUAAGCGCUCUACGAGCAAUGGACCUCUCUCAAUCCCCAAAAGAAACGAGUACUCAUCAUUACGAGCGCACGGUUCAGCUCUGCGGCGUUGUUAGAGAGUGGCAUUCGCAGUUCGAGAAGCUCGUGCGGUGUCAAAAAGACUACAUUAAAUCCUUAAACAGUUGGUUGAAGCUAAAUCUAAUUCCCAUAGAAAGUAGCUUGAAAGAGAAGGUUUCAUCUCCCCCAAGAGUUCAAAAUCCGCCGAUCCAGAAACUUCUCCUUGCUUGGCACGACCAGCUUGAAAGGCUCCCCGACGAACAUCUUAGAACUGCCAUAUUCACUUUUGGUGCUGUGAUAAAUACUAUUAUGCUGCAGCAGGACGAAGAGAGAAAACUGAAGCUAAAGUGGGAGGAAACCGAGAAAGAGCUCGACCGCAAACAGCGACAUUUCGAUGAGUGGCAUUACAAAUACCAGCAACGAAGGAUACCGGAUGAUAUGGACCCCGAAAGGUCGGAAGAGAGGACGCAGGACGCAGCCGUGACAGAGAAGUCAAUCGCGGUAGAGUCAUUGAAAAAGAGACUGGAGGAGGAAAAGGAAACUCAUGCGAAACAAUGCCUUCAUGUGAGAGAGAAAUCAUUGGUUAGUCUUAAGAAUCAGCUGCCGGAACUCUUCAGGGCUUUAUCAGAAUUCUCUUUCGCUAGUUCAGAGAUGUACAAGAGCUUGAGCUCUAUUUGUCAGGUCUAGAUUUGAAGCUACAAAAUUUCCUUGUAAGUUAUUGUAUAAUUUCCCUUUUCUCUUUUUAAAUUUACUUUUACCUUCAAACCAAAUUCUAUGGAGUUUUUGUGUUUAGCGUUUGGAACACUUAUUUUCAGUGGUUAGUAGUUACUUUUCUUUC